This is a messenger RNA of Halichondria panicea, 1547 nucleotides long. RefSeq names its product DNA cross-link repair 1A protein-like. Bases 1 to 1449 code for a protein of 482 amino acids. Gene Ontology annotation, molecular function: 5'-3' DNA exonuclease activity; damaged DNA binding. NCBI's taxonomy places the organism in Eukaryota, Metazoa, Porifera, Demospongiae, Suberitida, Halichondriidae. The transcript is spliced from 10 exons. The record is from RefSeq and is a predicted model, not a curated record. Gene Ontology annotation, biological process: double-strand break repair via nonhomologous end joining; interstrand cross-link repair.
AUGGCUAAAAAGUCUCAAGAAUCUCAUCCUUAUCCUUCAAGUAAUAGUAUAUCAGUGUAUGAUGUAAUGGAGGAUAUGGAAACCAUUCACAAGUAUUUGCAUAGAGGCGGUGGCCUCAGAAGGCAGACCACUCUGACAUCUUUCAUGUCAGUUGCAGAUUGCUCAAAUAGUAACCCCAAGGUGACACAGGUUGACCCUCCAGCGUCUAGACGACACCCACAUGGCAUUGUAUCAAGCCAUCCUAGUAGCAGAAGCGAGUCUGCAGAAUUUCCAAGCUAUAAACGAGCUAACCAGGCAACUGGUCAGAGUGGUCAUACUACAGCACGUGGGUGUAAAGAAGCAUCACCUGUUAAAGAAACGACUGGUAGACCAAAACGGACCUGUCCAUUCUAUAAGAAAUUACCAGGAACUGGGUUUACAGUAGAUGCAUUCAAAUAUGGCUCCAUUCCAGGCUGCAUUGGUUACUUCCUCAGUCACUUUCAUGCUGACCAUUAUCAAGGGCUCAAUAGGCAGUUUGAGGGUACACUGUACUGCUCAAAGGUGACGGCUAAUCUUGUCAUUGAGCGGCUCAAGGUGGCUCCAACCAGUGUCCAUGCUCUGACUUUGAAUAUACCACACUUUAUUGAGGGAGUAGAGGUCACUCUAUUGGAUGCAAACCACUGUCCAGGUGCUGUGCUGCUCUUAUUUCAAUUGUCAUCUGGUGGGACAUAUCUUCACACAGGUGAUUUCCGUUUUUGCUCUUCCAUGCUCUCCUACCCCCAAUUGUUCGGUCUCACUAUUAAUGAGCUCUACUUGGAUACAACGUACUGUGAUCAAAAAUAUGAUUUUCCCAAACAAGCGGAAGCUAUUUCUUAUGCAAUGGAAAAAUCGGUACAAGUUGUUUCAAAGAAUCCCAAUACUCUGAUAGUGUGUGGCACAUACACCAUUGGCAAAGAAAAAUUUUUCCAAGCAAUUGCUGAAUCCCUUGCUUGUGAGGUGUAUGUAAGUGCUGAUAAGAAAGUUAUUCUUGACUGUCUUGAGUCCAACUGGGUAUCCCAGCAUGUGCACACUGACAACUCGCACUCCUCAGGUCUCCAUGUACUACCAAUUGGAAAACUUAAUUUCAAAUAUUUAUUGUCUUAUUUGGAGCAAUUCGGUGACAAGUAUACAGCAAUUGUGGCAUUCAAGCCAACCGGCUGGAUGUACAGUGGAAGCUUGUCCUCAGUCAGGCCACAAACCAGUGGACCUAUCUCAAUAUAUGGUAUCCCCUAUAGUGAGCACAGCAGCUACACGGAACUGAGGGAGUUUGUUCAAUAUUUGAGGCCACUCAAGAUCAUACCAACUGUAGAUAACGCUUCAUCAAAGCGGAGAGAAGAAAUGCAAAAGAACUUCAGAGAAUGGUUAAGUGUACACAGUACAGUCCCUGCUAAGAAACAGACAACUUUGUUAGAGUCAUUUAAAAUCAAAUAACUGUGCUUUAAUUUGCAAUAAUUAUAUCUACGACUAAGGUCAGUUUAUUACUGGAGUUUUUUUCUUGAAUCUCAAUUGAUUUUCUCUCUUUCACCAGA